GCCUAACCCCGAGGAGCGGCCGCGUGAGGCACCAGGAGCCCACCCGGCGUCGGGCGGGCGGGUCCAUUUUGCCGCACAAGCCGGGCAAUUGGCAAACUGCGGAUGGGCAGGUCCACUUUCCUUCGGGGGUGAGCGGCCUGAGAUCCAGAGACAAUGGCCCAGAUGGGAUGGAGCCCGAAGGCGUCAUUGAGAGUAAUUGGAAUGAGAUUGUUGACAGCUUCGAUGAUAUGAACCUCUCAGAGUCACUCCUUCGUGGCAUCUACGCCUAUGGUUUUGAGAAACCCUCUGCCAUCCAGCAGCGUGCCAUUCUUCCUUGUAUCAAGGGUUAUGAUGUAAUUGCUCAAGCCCAGUCUGGAACUGGGAAAACGGCCACAUUUGCCAUAUCAAUUCUACAACAGAUUGAGUUAGAUCUAAAGGCUACUCAGGCUUUAGUUCUGGCUCCAACUCGAGAAUUGGCUCAGCAGAUACAAAAGGUGGUCAUGGCAUUAGGAGAUUACAUGGGUGCCUCAUGUCAUGCCUGUAUUGGGGGUACCAAUGUGCGCGCUGAGGUACAGAAGCUGCAGAUGGAAGCUCCUCAUAUCAUUGUGGGAACCCCUGGCCGCGUGUUUGAUAUGCUUAACCGGAGAUACCUAUCUCCCAAAUAUAUCAAGAUGUUCGUGUUAGACGAAGCUGAUGAAAUGCUGAGCCGUGGAUUCAAGGAUCAGAUUUAUGAUAUAUUCCAAAAGCUCAACAGCAACACCCAGGUAGUUUUGUUGUCAGCUACAAUGCCUUCUGAUGUGCUAGAGGUGACCAAGAAGUUCAUGCGGGACCCUAUUCGGAUUCUCGUCAAGAAAGAAGAGUUGACCCUAGAGGGUAUCCGCCAGUUCUACAUCAAUGUGGAGCGAGAGGAAUGGAAGCUGGACACGUUGUGUGACUUGUAUGAGACCCUGACCAUCACACAGGCAGUCAUCUUCAUCAACACCCGAAGGAAGGUCGAUUGGCUCACUGAGAAGAUGCAUGCCCGAGACUUCACUGUCUCUGCCAUGCAUGGAGAUAUGGACCAAAAGGAACGAGACGUGAUCAUGAGGGAGUUCCGGUCUGGUUCCAGCAGAGUAUUGAUUACCACUGACUUGCUGGCCAGAGGCAUUGAUGUGCAACAGGUUUCUUUAGUCAUCAACUAUGAUCUUCCCACAAACAGGGAAAACUACAUCCACAGAAUCGGUCGUGGAGGCAGAUUUGGCCGCAAGGGUGUGGCUAUUAACAUGGUGACAGAAGAAGACAAAAGGACUCUGCGAGACAUCGAGACUUUCUAUAACACCUCCAUUGAAGAGAUGCCCCUCAACGUUGCCGACCUCAUCUGAGAGGGGCUGUUCUGCUUUCUAGCCCCAACCAGAGUUCAGCCUUUGGGGGGCUGAGGAGCAGCUGGAGGGGGGAGGGAGGGGAGCCAAGGGAUGGACAUCUUGUCAAGUUUUUUUUUCUUUUUUUUUUUUUUUUUCCUUUGAAUAAAUGUCACUUUUUGAGGCAAAAGAAGGAACCGUGAACAUUUUAGACACCCUUUUCUUUGGGGGUACAUUUGCCCCGGGCGCCGUCUCCUCCCAAAAACACUAAUUCAUUUCCUUAACCUAGUUGCCUCAGGUCCCAGAGGCUCUCCCUCCCCUGACCAAAUCUCCUGGGAAGUCCAGGGGAGUGUGUAACAAGUUAACUUGAUCUCACUUGCUGGACCAAAAUCUCCUGAGUGAGGUUGUCCGCAGGGGAUGUCCCCAGGUGGGGGGAGCAAGGGAGAGAAAAUGGUAGCCAUUUUUACAUUGUUUUGUAUAGUAUUUAUUGAUUCAGGAAACAAACAACAAAAUUCUGAAUAAAAUGACUUGGAAACUGCC
Cavia porcellus (domestic guinea pig) is the source of this 1856-nucleotide messenger RNA. RefSeq names its product eukaryotic translation initiation factor 4A1 (gene Eif4a1). Lineage: Eukaryota; Metazoa; Chordata; Mammalia; Rodentia; Caviidae. The transcript has 11 exons. Gene Ontology annotation, molecular function: RNA binding; RNA helicase activity; ATP binding. The coding region runs from base 168 to 1340 and encodes 390 amino acids. The record is from RefSeq and is a predicted model, not a curated record.